UCUCUCUCUCCUCUCCUUCUCUCUCUUCUCUUGUUUUCUGAAGAGAAGAAAUAAAUAAAUAAAAUAAAGGGAAAAAUCUCGAAAUCAGGCGAAUCGAUCGGAGCAGAUGCGGAUUCUUCUUUCAGUAUCUAUCAGGUAGGAGAUCAAAGAAGUGCUAAAUGCACAAAAAAGUUUGCCAUCUUUGGAUUACUUAUUGCGGACCUGUAAAUUAAGGUUUUCUAAAGAUGGGAGGUAUCUGCUACUUUGCAGUCCACAAAUUCGAAAAGAGGAGGAUACAGUGAUUCUUGAACAAUUCUUAUUUCUUCUUUGUUACGUAAGGUCUGCUAUGAUCGUUGGAUGCCUGAAGUUGAUAAGCUUGUAGUGGUAUUAAACUAAUUUCAGGACGUUCUCUGAAUAGUGCAAAAAUGGAUGAUGGUCGACAUGAAAAUGGGAGACACAAGCAGGACUAUUACAGAGGGGGGCCCUCUCCGUGGAACAUGACUGCUCAACAGCAUGUAAAGGAACCAAAUGCCUUAGUCAUGAACAAGAAAAUCAUGUCAAUUAUUGCUGAGAGGGAUGCUGCAAUUCGAGAACGAAAUGCAGCAAUUUCAGAAAAGAAUGAAGCCUUGGCUGCAAGAGAUGAGGCUCUCCGACAGCGAGAUGAGGCAUUUGCUCAGCGUGAUACUGCUCUAAUGGAACGAGACAAUGCCUUUGCAGCCUUUCAUAUCCGGGAUAAUUCCAUGAACUUCCCAUUGGGUGGCGGUGUUCAGCGUGGAUCUAAGCGCACACACUACCCCUCAAAUCAUUCAGUUAACAUGGCUGAUGCUCCUUACAGCACCAAAGAUGUGCCUAUAACUGAAGCCUUCCCAAUUUCAGUUUUAUCUGCUGAAGCUAUCAAGUCACGGCAGACAAAGCGAUCAAAAGAGAAUAAGGCAUCUAAGGCAGCAAGGCCGUCAAGAAAGAAAGUAGGCGAAGAUUUGAAUAGGCAGGCUUCGACCGAUGGGAUAAAGUAUAGAUCUGAGUGGGAUACUCAGGAUUUAGGCUUGAAUCUUGUUUCGUUUGACGAGACUACAAUGCCUGUGCCAGUUUGCUCGUGUACUGGAAUGCCACGGCAGUGCUACAAAUGGGGAAAUGGCGGGUGGCAGUCAUCUUGCUGUACAACCAAUAUGUCGAUGUAUCCACUACCUCAAAUGCCAAAUAAGCGCCACGCCCGGAUGGGCGGGCGGAAAAUGAGUGGAAGUGUUUUUACUAGAUUACUUAGUCGGCUAGCAGCUGAAGGCCAUGAUCUAUCAGUACCACUGGAUUUGAAGGAAUACUGGGCUAGACAUGGCACAAAUCGCUAUAUAACAAUCAAGUAGGUUGUUCAACUAUUUUGGAAUUUGGAAGAUUUUCUGUUCGACGUGCCUUUUAUCUCUAUUGUCUCCCCAUCUCCGUCCUCCCCUCAUGUUAUCUUCAGAAGCAUGUUCCUGUACUGAUGAUUAUUGAACGAUAGCAGAGGGAAAUCUUUUUGAUAAAUGACCAUUACCAUGGUUAGCUGUGGUCUGUCCUAGUUUCUAUGCUCCCACUCCCUAGGAAUGGGAAUUUCGUAGAUUACCACCUGUAGCUCUUUACGGUGUCUGCCCACGGUCGAGCCUAUUCCUAUUUCUGUGAUUAAACAGUAGCAAACUUGAAAGCCUAAAGCUGUCAUUAAUAAAAGCAGCCUGGUUUUUUUGAAAAUUUGGGAAGGAAAUGAGUCUUCCGAUUA
This is a messenger RNA of Argentina anserina (silverweed cinquefoil), 1723 nucleotides long. RefSeq names its product protein BASIC PENTACYSTEINE4-like. NCBI's taxonomy places the organism in Eukaryota, Viridiplantae, Streptophyta, Magnoliopsida, Rosales, Rosaceae. Bases 405 to 1337 code for a protein of 310 amino acids. Gene Ontology annotation, molecular function: DNA-binding transcription factor activity; sequence-specific DNA binding. Gene Ontology annotation, biological process: response to ethylene. Gene Ontology annotation, cellular component: nucleus. The record is from RefSeq and is a predicted model, not a curated record. The transcript has 4 exons.